AUGUCAGAACCUGAGGAAAGUCUGGCAGCGCCGGAUAGCACCACGAGGGAACAACGGAUUGGCUUCUCCCAUGGAGAUGAUGUUCUUCAACAUAAAGAUGGCAAAUUUUACCUUGGUACAGUUGUCGAGGUGGACUUGGCAAGGGAGAGAUGUCUUGUCAAUUUUAUGGACAACACAUCUUCCUGGUCCUCGUUUAAAGAGCUGACAAAGCUGGCUAUGCCAGACUCGGAUGUUAUGUGUGUUCUUUGCAAAAAAUCCCAGCCUAAGACUGAUAAUGACAUUAUUGUCUGCGACAAAUGUGGCCGUGGCUAUCACCAAAUGUGUCAUCAGCCUCAAAUACCAAAACAGGAGCCAGGUACAGAUACUCACUGGAUGUGUAAGAGAUGCACAGAUAGUCAGCCGCGUACGCGUGAACCUUGCGAGCCAAAAACUUCUAUGGUUAAAGCAAGUAUUAGAAAAGUUUGCAGCGGUAGGGACCAACCUCAACCACCACCAGACGACAUGACAAAAUUGCCGUAUGAUCCUGACAUGUUAAGCUGGGAUGCACAUCACAGAGUAAACGCCGAACAAAUUUAUUGUUAUUGUGGACUUAAUGGUGAAUGGUAUGCGCAAAUGUUACAAUGUGCUCGUUGUAAACAAUGGUUUCAUGAAAAGUGCAUCAGAUGCUUAACUCAUCCCUUGUAUAGUGGUGAUAGAUUUUAUGUAUUUGUUUGUUCAAUGUGCAAUCAUGGGAAAGAAUUUGUUCGGCGUUUAGAAAUGAAGUGGGUAGAUCUGGUGCACCUGAUGUUGUACAAUCUGACUGUUUAUAACGCUAAAAAGUAUUACGAUUUGGACACUGUUAUUAUACCUUACGCAAACGACAAUUGGUAUACGUUACAACUUCCACCACGGAUUAGAGAUGUUAGUAUUGAAAUACGCAGAGAAUCGAUAUUGUCGAUAUUGACAAACAACAGAACCAGAUUCAAGUGCGGUAGAGAAAUAAAAAAGCGCACUACAAUAUGGGGCCUCCGUGUCAGACUGCCACCACCCUGUCCAGUCGUCAAUCUUCCAGCAUCCGGCGAAAUAGAUGAUUCCGUAUUACGUAGGUGUUGGUUGGGUGUUAACAAAAGACUGCAAUAUCUUCCUCCACAAAUAGGGUUAGUAUAAUAUUAUGCAUUUUAAAUAUAUAGCAAUUUACAGUAUAUGCAUUAUGCAAAAUUUAAUUAUUUCAGCCCUGUGAGUUUGCCAGAAAGUACAAAACAAUUAAUCGCAUUGAGGCAAAGCGUGGCCGAGAAUGUAGAAAUUCCUGUGAAUCCUUCAGAUCUAGUAAUGCGAGGUACAAUUUAUCAAAAUUCGGAAGCGGAACAAAGCUCGUGUCCGAGUCCAAGCCCACCCAGUCAAUCGACGCAGUCGUUAAGAGAAAGGUAUAGCGGCGGCGGUUUUGUAAAAAAAUCAUUCCCAUUUCCAAAGUUGAGUUUACAGAGAAGACGUCGUCUAAUGGCAUUAGGUAGUUCACGGGAAAGAAUGUUACGUAAACAUAAAAAAAGGGAGAAAGUAUGCGGAGAUGGUACCAUGGGAAAAUCGCAAGGAGUUCGAGAAGCAAGAUACAGAAAAGCGAGAAAAUUAUUGAAAAAUGCCAUUGCUAAGAGCAAAUCACGAAGUUCAGAAGCAUCUGAUUUACCACCAACACCUCCAACUUCUGUUUCUGGACCACCGACACCACCAGCCGCAACGUCAGGCAUGUCCGAAUUGUCUGUACCUAGUUCCGUGGAUCUGAUGCAUCCUCUGCCACCUUCGACGCCGGCGGAUACGAGCGGAGACGAGACCAGUUCAAGAGGGACUCUCGAUUCGUUUAUUCCACCACCCAAAGAUUUUGAGGGAAAAAAUAAUCCGUUCAGUGAUUUGGUGGGUACGCCCUGUAGCCUUAAUCAAGGAAAUUCGAGUACGCCGUUACCUUACAACCAGUGUCCCAUCACCUUGCCUCUACCGCUGACACCUGUGAUCUCGCAACCGCCAGUGGUACGUCCAGCUAAGAGGCAGCUAUCUGAAAAGGAUAUUAUCGUCGAUAGAAACGGACAAGUGAAACGUAGAAGGCAACAUCGACGAGGACGACCGCCCCAGCAGCAGUUACAGCAACAAUUUCAACAUACCGCCAGCAAAACGGCGGCUAUUCUGCCGGCUCGUAAUAACGAAGUUAAAAGUGAAUUUGCCAGGAAUUUAAGAAGUUCAUAUAAUGGUGCCUCGAGCAGUGCGAGUAGUCAAAUUGGGAAUUGUGUGGAUUAUGCCUUAAAUGGUAGGAGGUUGAGACAGCGGCAGAGUAAUGAUAAAUUACCUCCUCCCGAUUCGCAACCGCAAAGAAAGAGCAGCAUGCCUUCAUCUCCAAAGUGUUCGCCUGUGAAGCAAAGUGCGCCUGACAUAUCUCUGGAUGAUCUGAAAUCAUCGGUGAAUAUUUACUUCGGUGCAGCUAAUAGAAUAGCUGCUGGUGAAAAGUUUGUCAUCAAAGCGAAGAGGAUAGGGCCAAACGGUCAGACACAAUACCUCAUCGAAUGGGAGGGACUCAAUACUUAACGGUAAAUAAUAAUCCGCUUACUACGAAUAUAUUGCAUUGGUAUACAAAUUUUAAGUUGACAUCAAGUGUGUAACAUGGCGAUCAGCUGCCGGUAAUCUUGUAAUCAAUUCCCGGUGUUUUACAGCAAAAUGAUUGUGAUGAAUUGUUUUGCGUCACAUGCACUGCCACUUAUUACGUACAUUUCAUAAAAAUGUAUGUAUUUAUCGGCGUAGAAUAUAUGAAUGUUCUUGUAAAUGUAUGUCGCGCGUUUUAUUGAGUUAUUUAAAUCUUUUUAUUACAACUGACAGAUUUUACUGCUGGAUACAUCUAUUUUUAUGCAUUUGAUCUAUUUUUAUUUAUUCAUCUAUUUUUAGCUAUAAAAAAAGCAUACGUUCCAUAUUGAUUAUAGGUGCACAUAUACCUCAUCAUUCGCACAUCUAUUUUAACAAAACGAGUACUAUUUUUUAAUGAAAUUAGUGGGCAAAAUAAUGCUCUAUUUAAAGAUAUUUACAAGAACAAUCAAACGUAUUGCUUAUCAAUUGUAAAUAGUGUAGCAUAGUAGACUUGCGGGGAGGGAUCGAUGGCGUAAAUCGCGCGAAAAUCAAGUUGCGUGUGCUUUACGUCCAUUUAAAAGAUUGGCCAAUCGUCCCUGGAUAUAUCAGGGAUAAGACCAUGAGUUAUGACACAAGAAAAAGUGAAAUGUAACAGACAGUUGUUCCUCUCACUUGAAUUAACGUACUAGCGAGAAUAUUAGUGGCUAGUGGUAAAAGAGUAAAACAAAGCAGACGUAUACUGUGCAAAGGUUAUUUUUCAAUACACUUGUGUAGAGAUAGUCUCUGUGGCUUCUGUAACUUCAUUGUCUUGGAUUACAUUUUACCUUCUAAAUAGAUGACAAUACGACGCAAAUCAAAAGUUUUCAAAAAAUACAUUUAAUCUAUCAUUGAUUGUUGUAUACGUUUAUUCGGUUUACGUAUGCAAAAAAUGAAUUGAAUAACGCAUUGAAAAGAGCAAAAUAGAAUUGUGCCAAUCACCACUAGUUUUUUCGUACAGAUUCUCAGAAACAAUGUACUUGAGACGAUGAAGGUGCAGAUUUAGCAUUGCUCACUAUUAUACAAGACUAAAGAAGGAAAAACGGCACAUCUUUUUCGUAUCAUUUAAAAUUAAUUACGAACGACGCACUCGGUGAAUAUGUAAGUAAAUUGGCCAAGUUAUCUGUGCAAGGCUAAUGCCGUAAAUUUCGACUACUCAAACUGUGUUAAUAGGUACACAAUUACUGUGAGCUCGUUAUAUCGUGUAGUCAUGCACUGUAAGAAAUUAAUCUUUGUGCAUUAAAUCAUUAGAUGCUAAAUUGCAAGUGUACAUAAAUAGGUUUAUAUAUCUAAACGAUCGUGUAGCACACACAGUUUAGACACGAUAAUCACAGUAAAAUGUAACGGUGUCACAAAUUCUCUUACGAUAAUUUUUGAUACAGAUUAUUUUAUACAACUCUGGAUAGUCCUGCUGGGAUUAUUAUAUAAGAAGCAUUUUUGUACCUCAGACUAUGCACAGAAUCUAUGGUCAUGACUUACUAAUCAGAAACUAUCUAUGAAACAAACUCUCUAAGCGAUAUAAUGUAGACAUUGCGGUUGUAUAGCCAUUAUUAGAAUUUCAAAUCAAAAGAGCUUAUUAGAAGAACUUUAACUAAGCAUUUGAUUCCCGUUUAUAUAUGAUAAAUUUAUUAUCGAGAUCCGCUCUCAUGAUCGAAUUUCGUUUAAUAAUUUUGCAAAUAUGUAUGUUUAUUUGGCACAACAUUAACGGGAAACUAGCGUGAUAUGGACUCUUUUGUAUCUUUUAUAUAAAGAAUCUGUCCGAUAUAAAGUUUUAUUCGCGAGCGGAUUUUUAUACAUGAUCGUAAUUAUAUUUUAAAUAUGCAUUUCUACGUUUUAAUACAAUUAGAUAAUUCUCAUCGAACUUUUUAAAUUUACUGGAUAGAUAUAAUUAUUCUGGAAUAGAUAUUUCUCUCACACAUGCGUGUUUCCCGACAUCUUAGUGACAAGUCGACAUAAAUAACUCGCGUGCUUGAAUCAACAUUUUAAAAUACAAAUAUAUACACUUUCCUUUCUAAUAUUUAUUGAAAAAUUUUAAACACAAUGCAGUGGUACUUUUGCAUUUUCUUUGCGGUUUCUUGGAAGAGGCUUAAACAAUCCGAGGCCACUGUGGUAUGAAAAGAGAGAUUUUUUACGCACGAAGCCUUUUGAUCAUAUAGUUGUAAGAUACUAAACAAGCAUCAAAAAAAAACUCCGAAAAUCUUCCUUUCGCCAAUUUCUUAGACAAAUAAUUUUUGUAAAACUUAUACAAUAGCAAAAGAGUCAAUUUUCGGCUACGACGAAUCAUGUUUCAUGUAAAAGUUCUCGCAUCGUUCGUAACAUAUAUAUUGCUUUGAUAUUAAUUUUAGACACUCCUAUUUAGGAACUCCUAUUUUACGCAAGUCGUAUAUUCUUUACAUAGCCGAAGUGAUUUUAGGAACGUCUUUUUCGAUUCAUACCACAGCACACUCUAUAGAGUGAUAUGUAGGUAAUAUGGGGGUGAAGACAAAAAAGAAAUGGACACUGCCAAACGUCUAAGUUAUAUUUAAUAAAUGUCAUCGAACAACGUUGCGCGUUACGAUAUAAUUAAAAUACAUUUUCAUUCGCGUUUACAUGUAUCGUCGCUCACAUUAUUUCAUAGACGAAUGCGAGUAAAUGGCGGGAUUUAGCAGGGACACGUUGUUCGAUGAAGAUUCGACGAACCAUGCAUGUAUGCGCGUUUGAUAAGUCUUACGAAAGUAUGAAAUAAUGUAAUAUGAAUCUGCGUUUUCCGCGUUUGAGAUGUAAGAGAUGCCGUGGGAGAGACAUAAGGGUCAAAUAUUUUGUUUAUCAAAUUGUGGAAAGUUGGGAAAACGUAUAUUUAAUAUUAUUAAUUUUUUUCGCAUGAUUCUUUCUCCUAAUUUUAUAACGAUAUUGUAGAGGAUGACACUGCAACGUUCACGAGAAAAAAAAUGCAAGACAUUAUGCAAAGGCAUGAUCUGUAUUCAAUACUCUAUUUAAAUAAUAAAUUGCAGUGAACCUACGCUGCUGCAUUUUAUGACCAUGGCCUGGUAUUGGCUAAUACACGUUUCUCGUACACCUAUCAAUGAAAGUGAUUAUAUCUCUACGUUCCACUGAUAUGGGUAUGAAGCGAUAAAAUGACAAUCUGACAAAGUAUGAUGACCAAAUGCUAAACUUCAUUAGCAGAAGAAAAAUAACUGAAUUAUUAAUACUCUCAUUGAUGUUGCCAAUUAAUAUUAGUAUUACAUUAUAGUUAAUAUCUAUUAAUACUUUUUCUUGUUUUGUGCUGCAGAUUCACUCCCUGCAAUAUCGUUGUGUGUGAUUAUUUUAUAUUCGGGAUAACUUUUGUUUUUAAGACCGAUCUACAGCCGUAUUGAAAUAUGACGUCAAGAGUGAAAACUCGUGCAACUUGUUUUCUUGUAUCAAAAGUCAAAGCUUCGUAACUAUAUCAUACGUCUUGAUAACAUAGAUUGAUAAAAUUGAAAAUUUCAGAAUUUUCAAUAAAUUAGUAGAUAAUUUUAAAUUCUAAUAAAUUAUUCAUCUCUUGAUACAAAUUCUUGACGAAAAAAUAUACACGUGGACUUAAU
Molecule: messenger RNA, 6179 nt
Organism: Camponotus floridanus (Florida carpenter ant)
Lineage: Eukaryota; Metazoa; Arthropoda; Insecta; Hymenoptera; Formicidae
Gene: Pcl
Exons: 8
Biological process (GO): regulation of DNA-templated transcription; chromatin organization
Cellular component (GO): nucleus
Molecular function (GO): DNA binding; chromatin binding
Source: RefSeq, a predicted model, not a curated record